AUUUAUCCAUGAGAGAAAACAGUACAGAUUGUAUGUAUGAUUGUUAUUUUUUUAAUCCACUAAAUAACAACAAAGAUACAACUGAGUUUAGUGUUUGUUUCCUUUCAAGAUGUAAUAAGUUGUUUGUUUGUGUGUGUGUGUUUACAAGAAAAAGAAAAAAAGCAAGAUCAAAUCAUCCAGUGUCAUUUUUAGAUACCAUUAUCAUUAUUAGUACUGCUUAUCCUUAUUUUAUUGGAUUGUUCUAUUAUUCAAUAACAAAUUUGUUUGAAUGCAUUAGAAAGUUUUCAGUACAAAGAUUAAAGUAUUAAAAUGUCUUUCUGUGCUACACUUUAAUUAGCAAAACAUCUUGAUAACAAAAAAAUGUAUUCAAAGAAUAUUUUCAAUACAGUAACAAUUAACAACUGUUUAUUUUUAUUAACAUAAGAG
Messenger RNA from Schistosoma rodhaini, 426 nucleotides. The record is from the annotation of a GenBank genome assembly. NCBI's taxonomy places the organism in Eukaryota, Metazoa, Platyhelminthes, Trematoda, Strigeidida, Schistosomatidae.